Gastrolobium bilobum is the source of this 273-nucleotide messenger RNA. RefSeq lists its product as uncharacterized. The record is from RefSeq and is a predicted model, not a curated record. The coding region runs from base 1 to 273 and encodes 90 amino acids. The transcript has 3 exons. Lineage: Eukaryota; Viridiplantae; Streptophyta; Magnoliopsida; Fabales; Fabaceae.
AUGGAGAAGAAAGCCCUCCUCAGGCUUAUGGUUAUUCUUCUGGCUCUUUCCUGUUUUUUAUAUACUGCUGCUGUUCCUACAACAAGAAGCUCCAUGAUCUGGAAAAUGGAUCCAUCAGUGCAAGAUCAUCUUGCUAAGGAGGAUCUGAGUUUGGGGUUAAGGAACAUGAAGGAAGGAAUUGUAGAGAGCAGAAUGAUGAUGGAUAUGAUUGCAGACUAUCCAGGAGCAAGAGCAAAUCCAGCCCAUGAACCAAAAUCCCCUGGAAAGCCUUAA